Pleuronectes platessa (European plaice) is the source of this 5286-nucleotide messenger RNA. It is a transcript of the gene iffo2b, whose product is annotated as intermediate filament family orphan 2b. Bases 556 to 2031 code for a protein of 491 amino acids. The transcript has 8 exons. Lineage: Eukaryota; Metazoa; Chordata; Actinopteri; Pleuronectiformes; Pleuronectidae. The record is from RefSeq and is a predicted model, not a curated record.
GCUCUGCGGUCCUGCCACCUGCCGCCCCAACGCACCACAUGGAGGAGACUGAGCCCCAGUGAGCCGGGAACCAGCAGGAAAAGAAGGUGGACCUUUACGACUCGCUAUAUGAACCCGCGCAGCAGCGGCGGCUCCUCACACAGCGACCUGCGGACACAGAGAUGAGGCUGACGGACACAAGUGCCGGUGCCCGUGCCUCCUACUGCGGUCUGCGUCAGUGCUCUCGCUGCUCCAGGAGAUGAUGCCCUCGGUGCCUCCUGAAGGACUCCCCGGGUUUAUCGCUUGCUUGUGAGCACCCUCUCUGGGAGGAAGAGGAGGAGGAGGUUUCCAUGUUAGUAUCUCGGGGUAAACAUCCAGCAGGGUCAGCGAUGGCCACCCCGUCUCCAGCCGCGCAGUCAGCCCCGGCAUCUGCAUUGUAAGGAGAAACUGGGAAGGAGGAUUAUGCACAGAUAAGAAAAACACAACAACGGGUUUUUGUUGUUGCGUCUAAACCAGACAGAGCUAUCACUUUGGAUUACAGGGUUUUGUUGUUGUUGUUGUUGUUUUUUUGCCAGCAUGAACUCGCUGUAUUUCUCCGACUCCCCGCCCGGUCCCGUGUGCAGCGUUCCGGGAGCCGGGUCGGGCGCGGCGACCAGCGCCCUGCGUAACGACCUGGGCUCCAACAUCCAUGUGCUCAAAACCCUCAACCUGCGAUUCCGAUGCUUCCUCGCCAAAGUCCACGAACUGGAGCGGAGGAACAAGCUGCUGGAGGGCCAGCUCCAGCAAGCCCUGCAGAGGACGAAGUACCGGCACCUCUACACCCGGGAGGUCGCGGUGCAGACGGACGGCCCUGAGUCGCGGCUGCCGGGAACCAUCUGGAGCUUCACCCACGUCCGGAGGCAAGGGGAGCGCACCGAGACCGUGCAAGGGCCCGGGGUGUCGUGGACGCACCCGGACGGAGUUGGGGUCCAGAUAGACACCAUCACCCCAGAACUCAGGGCUCUGUACAACGUGCUGGCCAAAGUCAAGAGGGAGAGAGACGAGUACAGGAGAAGAUGGGAGGAGGAGGUGUCCAAACGGGAGAAGCUGGAGUCUACGGUGGAAACCCUGCAGCAGAGUGCCCAGGAGUCGACUGAGGUCAAGGACGAGCUGAGCGAGAAGGUGGACAGACUGAAGGCGGAACUCGUGGUUUUCAGGAGCCUGAUGACUGACCAAAUGUCUGACCUGGACACCAAGAUCCAGGAGAAAGCCCGGCGGGUGGACAUGGACAUCUGCAGGCGGAUCGACAUCACGGCCAAACUGUGCGAUGUGGCGCAGCAACGCAACUCGGAGGACAUGUCCAAGAUGUUCACUGUCAGUCCGGCCCGGUCGCUCGCAGAGAAGGGCGCCAUGGCCUGCUGCAGGAGGAAAGAGCGUAAAGCGGUGUCUGAUGAGGAGAGUUCAGAGAUGGAUGCCGAGCCCAGCCUUUCAGAGGAGGAGGAGGAGGAGGUUCCCGAGACGCUCAACAUCACGGACGAAAUGAAACGCAUGCUCAACCAGCUGCGCGAGACGUUCGAAAUCGACGACGAGUGCGACAGCCUGACGUGGGAGGAGAACGAGGAGACUCUGCUGCUGUGGGAGGACUUCACCAACUACAACGUGCCGGCCGCCAUCACUGCAACAAGCGGCGCCACAAACGGCAACGGCGAAGUGGCUGAUCCGGACUCCCAGGAUGGAAGCCUUGGCAGCCUCAUUGAUGAGACAGAGUCACUAUUUAAGAACAGAGAGCAGGAGUACCAGGAGAGCAUCGGCCAGAUCGAGAUGGAAUUGGCCACAGCAAAGAGCGACAUGAACCGACAUCUGCACGAGUACAUGGAGAUGUGCAGCAUGAAGCGAGGCCUGGACGUGCAGAUGGAGACGUGUCGCCGGAUGAUCAAAGGCGGCAGGAACUCUCCCUCUGUGGCCAGCUCUGUGGCCAGCAGCGACUCAGGGAACACGGAUGAGAUCCAGGACGAGAUCUUGGACAAGGACGCCGAGGCAGAAGCCUCCGCUAGUUGUCCCGUCUCCUCCUGACCACCGCUCGUGAUCACAGGGGUUCAAGGUGUAUGGAGCUCCACCCUGCUCGAGGUGGACCAACUUAACUCUGGGCCUGUUUGACCUGUUAAAGUUCAGAUGGUCAGGGUCACUGAUGCAGGCCCAGAACUGGUGCUUUUAUACUACUUCUGUUGUUUAAGUGGUUUGGAGGAGGGGGGCGUCUUUGCUUUACAAAGAGAAAAAGGGUGCAUAAAGAGACGGAGCUGUUUUCUUCCUCACUGCUGCCUCACUGGAUUCUUGUCCAGAGCUUCACAUCAUUUUUGACGGAGAGAAAACAAAAAGAAAUUCUCACACGUUUUAAACUGGCUGAGAAAUAUUUUCUACAAAUUCUUACCCAAUUAAAGUCCUUUUUUUCUAAAGGAAUUGAAAAUAGUACAUAUUGUGCUUCUUGUUCGGUGAACAACGAAUAUAUUCAAACAUACACAAACACAAAAAAAUGCAUCCAUCUGUUAAAUUUGAAUAUUUAUGAUUUUAGAUCGCAGAGAGUCACUUCACCUCGAUUGGAAAACUGCUUUGUUUUUGUAUCAUUUAAGUCCCGGUCGUGUGAUUUGCGAUCCAGUGUGUGUCCUGCCAAGGAGUCGAGACAACGAGCGGAGACAAAUGGUGUUGGAGUUCUGCUGGUUUCUGGGGGAAUUCUGCAGGGUUGCCAAAGUUGACAGAGGAACGGAGCACAGCCUUUUGAUGCAUCAGUGCACUACUGAAGUUCUAUGCAAUUCAGCUGGCCUUAUAUUUUCAGACUGGCUUUCACCCUUCAGCGGUUCUCUUCAAAUACGAUUAGCCUUCUCAGCAAAGCAGGUGUUUUCUAUGUAUCAUUUUGAGCGUUAGAGUGUGAAAAAAUAAUCUACAUUUGUUUUGUCGUGGACAUCAACAGUAAAACUGGAACAGCGCCCCCUAGAGAAGGGACGAAUCACGCCAAUAACACCAACGCUACUUGCUACAGAAACAGUGCUGACUCAGAUUUAUUUUACAGGGGAAAGAUUGUUCUCAGCUUGUGCAGUUUUAUUUUGAGCACAUAAAGACAUCAAAGACAUAUCAUCCCAAACAAGUCAGAUACUGUCGUUUUCAUGAAAGAAAUCAAAUAAGUUAUCAAAGUCAAACAAGGCUCUGAGACCUCAUAAGCAAAGCCAAAGGACACAUAUUUCACACAAGUAUGAUUGUUAGAUGUCAUUAUUCAUUGUAUAUCAGAGAAAUAUUCCUUUGAUUAUGUGGUGUUAUUAUUAUUUCCUGCUGUCCUGCAGGGGGCUCUGUUCCAGGCGAGUGGCACAUCCUGCUCUGUCUCUCCUGAACCGGUGCUCCACUGUAGUGUCAGACUGUACAUAGAGGGCUGUAGGCAUGUGAUCGUACACCCCAGAGGCCUUUUUGUGUUGGAGUUAGUCUUUUGAAACCGUUCGAGAUGUCCAGCAGUUUCUGUGCUUCCACUGGAUUUGUGCAGAAACUGACCAACGCAUGGGGACAGAGGGGAUCUUUGGAAUCGCCUCUUUGUAUUAUAAUGUAUGUACAGUUUGCUGGAUCAAAGAUUUAAGUGCUACUUCUUUCUUGGAAGAUUCACAGAAGCAGAAUGUCAAAACACAGGCCUUUUCUUAUUUCAGCAUGUUUCUCCAGAUGAAAAGGAGCUAUGAGUCCUUUUUUUUAUAACUUAAUUUUUUUUAACUAAAUAGCUGCAAUGCAGACUGUGCUGUACGUUUUUUAAUCAAAAUCAUAUCUAUUCUAAUCAUUGAUUAAUUUGUGGCAUAGAAAAUGCUUUUUUCACAGAUGACUGUGUGUUAACCAAUGUUAAUGUUGCCAUAUUCAGCUUUUAUUAUGUUUUCAGGAAUAGUAAACUUCUUCCAGAUGUGUUGACCACAGCAGAUCACCCAUUAUUAAAAAACUAAUUUACUUUAUCGAACAAGGACGAGGAACGAUGAGAACGUCACAUGCAUUUUUGUUUGACCUGACGUAAAACCAGUCUGAUCGGUAACAAAGAGCCAUACUUUUGUCUUUACUGUACUUCUCAGCUGUGAUAUCAAACACAUCCACAAGCAGCAGGUCUCACUAGAGCGCAAGCCUCCGCCAAGGCCCAAUGGUCCCCUUGUGAUCAGAUCCAGAUUGUUAGUCCCCUCAACAUGCCAGAUUAUUUGAAUCAAGAUCCAUGAAUUAUUCUGCCCCUGAUCUGGAUCCACACCGAAAUUAAAUGGGUUCUUCCCUGACGCAUGCCACAUCCCACCACCAGGUGUCGUGUAAAUCCGUCCGGUAGUUUUUGCGUAAUCUUUUUCACAAACAAACAGACAGGGGUUAAAACCUGACGUCCUUGGCGGAGGCAUCAACACAACACGCUGUCUCUCACUUCACUCAGAGCGUCACACUAACCAGCCAACCAAAGCAAACAUGUACAGUAACAUACGACAAAGAUGUAAAUCAAGCUAUAGUAUCCUACUAACUCAGUCUCAGUGUUUGUACACCCCCUGCCACACACACGUUAGUUUGCCGACUUCUCCAUGAAGAACGUGUUGUCGUGUUCCAGAAUCACUAACUCUUGCAGACUAUCAGACAUGUCGGUGUAUUCUCUCCACUGUUCCAUCACUUGAAGCAGGUCACAUCCCAGCUGUGUUAUUUAAAGAUACUGUAGCACUCCUCGUUUCUGAAUGUAGCUUCACUGGAGGCCUCCUCUAAAGACCUUACAGGUUAACGCAGAGAAAAUGUAGCCGUUUCAAUCCAGGGAUAUUUGGUGUGCUGUUACUUUAACGGAGACCUUGGUAUGUGUUGCUUUACUAAACGGGUUCUUACCAACUUACAGUAUGUGACCUAGGUGUAUUUAAAGUAGAUCCUGGUGGAUGUGAAUGUUUCCUACUCAAAUGGUUUUAUACUAGUGGGUUUUAUCAGUGUUGACAUGGGAUUAUAUGGUUGUGUUGACAUAUGGUUUCACGUGUUUAUUUGCAUACAUGUUUGUCGUCAUUAUUGCCUUGACUUUUGAUUCCAUAAAUAUAAUGGGGAGAUGAAAAAAUAAAAGGUGCAGCAAUACUCGUGGCCAUAUUUGGGUAAAAAUCUACAAACGCAUUUCAGAUACUGGUCUUUGUGUUUCAUUUGCAUCACAGGUUAAGAGGUUAAUUUAAAUGGUUUUCUUUUCUUGUUUUUUGGGGGUUUAAACUACUGAUACUAUGUAUUCAUGUUGGUCCGGGGCAGAUCGUUUCAAAGUUAUGAAUGUACUCAGUUGAUAUUGAAUAAAUGAAAUAAAAUGGUGGAUUGGAUAAAAAUCAA